Molecule: messenger RNA, 2566 nt
Organism: Dama dama (fallow deer)
Lineage: Eukaryota; Metazoa; Chordata; Mammalia; Artiodactyla; Cervidae
Gene: SPAG8
Product: sperm associated antigen 8
Exons: 6
Coding region: 948-2471 (507 amino acids)
Biological process (GO): positive regulation of transcription by RNA polymerase II
Cellular component (GO): nucleus; cytoplasm
Molecular function (GO): microtubule binding
Source: RefSeq, a predicted model, not a curated record
UAAGGAAGCCCAUUCUGUAAAGGAGCAUUUGCCUAUAUAUCUGUGAGCUCAAGAUUCGUGGUCUACCUGGGUCAGGCUUCUAGAAAAGUAGUGGUAGGAAUACGCCUAAAUGAAUAGAAAGAGAUUGAAUCCCAAGACUUGCUCAAUUCAUAUGCCAAGCCACAUUCUAAGGGGGGUCUGUAAGGAGGAUUAUCAAUGUGAGAACCUUUUACUGGAAGAGAAAUAAUCACACCAAAAAAAAAAAAAAAAAGUGACAACCCUUUGGCUAAUCCCCAUGUCUCACCAUUUUGUUUUUGAGCUACUGUCUGAUGUCUCUUCAUCCUUAAAAGCUUUGAAAAAAUGCCCCUGCAUAAACACACAAAGUAGGCUUUUGACUGAUACCAUAGCCCUGUGCCUGUUCUAAAAUACAGAGAACCACCUUGCUGCUGCUGCUGCUGCUGCUAAGUCGCUUCAGUCGUGUCCGACUCUGUGCGACCCCAUAGACGGCAGCCUAUCAGGCUCCCCCGUCCCUGGGAUUCUCCAGGCAAGAACACUGGAGUGGUUUGCCAUUUCCUUCUCCACUGCAUGAAAGUGAAAGUGAAGUCGCUCAGUCGUGUCCGACUCUUAGCGACCCCAUGGACUGCAGCCUACCAGGCUGCUCUGUCCAUAGGAUUUUCCGGGCAAGAGUACUGGAGUGGGUUGCCAUUGCCUUCUCCGAAAGAAACACCUUAGAAAACCUUAAAAAGGUCUGCUUAGGUACGGAAGCCAGCGGAACUUUAAGAGCCGGGCUGACGCGGAAGGGAAUCCGGACGGAAGGCAGCCCUUCCAAACCACAGCGGGUUUAAGACUUCCGCCCCGCAGAGAACUUGCCAGCACUCUCACCCUCCACGUCCGCCCAGCUCUAGUUCUGCGCAGUCUCCUGGCAUGAUUUGCCGUCUCUAUGGCAACCCGGUAGCUGGCGUCGGAAGAUGGAGACCUCUGAGUCUACUGACAGAUCGCAGUCGCGAUCUUUGGACUUACAGCCCAGCUCGGACGGACUAGGGUCCAGUUCCGAUCGCUUUUCUUCUUGGGAUGGCCGUCAGAGAUCGGCCCUGGUAGCUGCAUCCGCCGCGGCUUCAGCAGCUGCUACAGCCGCCUCCACUGCCAGAGCAGCUGCAUUAUCGACCAAGAGCCCAGCCCCCUACUCGAAUGGGAACCUGCUCGCGGAGCCCUCCUCUGACAGUCAGACGGAGCGCUACACUGCACCCAGAUUUACCUACAAGACAAGCCAUGGGAGACUCGGUUUUCAGCCUGUCGGUGUUUCCCGUAUUGCUCGGAAUCCCUAUACUACAAAUGACCUUAGCUCUAGCCGUGGCCCUAUUCCUGGCUCCAGUUCUGGCCCUGUUCCUGGCUCCAGCUCUAGCCCUGGUCCUGACUCCAGCUCUGACCCUGGACCUAGCUCCAGUUCUGGUCCUGGUGAUACCCCUGGUGGCGGCUCUGGUCAGGGUCCUGGAGGUGGCUCUGGUCAAGGCACUGAUCUUGGUCCUGCUGUUGAUUCCAGGCAUAGCCCAGGCCUUGGCCAUGGCCCUGGGUUCAACUUCUCUGCUCCUGUAGGCUUCAGAAACCCCAGGGGAGAUCUUAUCCCUAAUUAUACCGGCUGCAAACACCACUGUCACUGGGAGCCGCAGAAACAAUCCUGGAAAUUUUUGAAAGUCUCAGAACCUGGUGCCCGAGGGCUGUGGAAGCCCCCCGAAGUUGAAGGGAAGAGUACGGUUCUCAGUGAAACACUGCCACGGGGCCAGUGCCUUCUCUACAACUGGGAGGAGGAGAGAGCCACCAACUACCUGGAUCAAGUCCCAGCCAUGCAGGAUGGCUCUGAGAGUUUCUUUUUCCGACACGGACACCGGGGACUGCUGACCCUGCAGCCACAGUCACCUAUGUGCUCCUGCACCACCCAGAAAGACUCAUACCAGCCCCCAACAAGCCACUCUCAGCCAAUUCGAGGGAAGCGUGAAGCCAUACUGGAGAUGCUCUUGCGCCAACAAAUCUGUAAAGAGGUGCAGGCAGAGCAGGAACCCACAAGGAAGGAGCCUGAGGUCGAGUCUGUGACACACCACGACUACAAGAAGGAGCUGGUGCGGGCAGGGCCUCCUGCCCCGACAAAGCUCCACGACUACCGGACAGAGCAGCCUGAAACCUUCUGGCUGGAGAGGGCACCACAGCUUCCGGUGUGUGAGGGUGACCGGGUGCUGGGUGCGGGCGAGAGGAGGGGAGGAGGCUGUUCUGUCCCGGCGUGGUGCAGAGCGGGCCCCGUCCUCAUUCUGGCACCCCUCCAGGGUGUCAGUAACAUCAGGACCCUAGACACACCGUUCCGGAAGAACUGCAGUUUCUCGACGCCCGUGCCUCUGUCGCUGGGGCAGCCGUUGCCCUUUGAACCUGAGAGUUAUUCCCACCAGGGAGAAAUAUCUUCCCUUGCCUGUCAGGGAGGGGGGCAGGGUGGUGGAGGGGGUUGAACUACUUCUGUCUAAGGGCUGAGGAGGCAGGUAGCUGUGGAAUAUGGAAUCUCCUUCUCUCUGUGCUGGAGAGGUGGGGAGGAAGUGAAUUUGGU